This is a messenger RNA of Capra hircus (goat), 3242 nucleotides long. It is a transcript of the gene GUCA1B, whose product is annotated as guanylate cyclase activator 1B. NCBI's taxonomy places the organism in Eukaryota, Metazoa, Chordata, Mammalia, Artiodactyla, Bovidae. The coding region runs from base 280 to 885 and encodes 201 amino acids. The transcript is spliced from 4 exons. The record is from RefSeq and is a predicted model, not a curated record. Gene Ontology annotation, biological process: visual perception. Gene Ontology annotation, molecular function: calcium sensitive guanylate cyclase activator activity; calcium ion binding. Gene Ontology annotation, cellular component: cone photoreceptor outer segment; photoreceptor inner segment.
GGUUGACCAGACUGAAGGGAGGGGUGAGGCUAGGGGAGCUUAGCCGACUGGAGGUCAGACCUUCCAGGGGAAUCUUCUAAUCUUAAGGCACUUAGCUGGCCUGGUCCCGCCCCCUCACUGCCAACCCCCUCCGCUGCCCGUCCCGUUCGGUUGGCCUGGAGAGGAUGAAGAGGCUGGCAGAGCAGAGGAAAGGUAGGAAGAGGGCCCUCGCCUAAGGAAUCAGUCGGCAGCGUCUCAGCAGGAGGCCCAGGCUCUGCUCCCUGCCGUCCUGGGGCCAGGAUGGGGCAGCAGUUCAGCUGGGAGGAGAACGGCGCGGUCGGCGCGGUGGACGCAGCGGAGCUGCAAGAGUGGUACAAGAAGUUCCUGGAUGAGUGCCCCAGCGGCACGCUCUUCAUGCACGAGUUUAAGCGCUUCUUCAAGGUCCCGGACAACGAGGAGGCCACCCAGUUCGUAGAGGGCAUGUUCCGAGCCUUCGACACGAAUGGGGACAACACCAUCGACUUCCUGGAGUACGUGGCAGCCCUGAACCUUGUGCUGAGGGGCACCCUGGAGCACAAGCUCAAGUGGACCUUCAAGAUCUACGACAAGGACCGCAAUGGCUGCAUCGACCGCCAGGAGCUGCUGGACAUCGUGCAGUCCAUCUACAAGCUGAAGAAAGCCUGCAGUGUGGAGAUGGAGGCCGAGCAGCAAGGCAAGCUGCUCACGCCCGAGGAGGUCGUGGACAGGAUCUUCCUUCUGGUGGAUGAAAAUGGAGAUGGGCAGCUGUCCCUGAAUGAGUUCGUUGAAGGUGCCCGUCGUGACAAGUGGGUGAUGAAGAUGCUGCAGAUGGAUCUGAACCCCAGUAGCUGGAUCUCUCAGCAGAGGCGGAAAAGUGCUAUGUUCUGAGGGCUCCGGGGCCCUGGGAGCCCUCCAAGACUCCAGGCUCACCAGGUUUCCAGAGCAGUGGGAGGGUCCCUGGUUCAACCUGCUUAUGCCCAGUCUUAUCCUGGCUUGAACUUCCUGGCAUCCCCUUGCAGGGGGUGGGGCUGAGUGGGGAGGGCAGGGGUCAUUAGUCUGAAAUGGCCAACAGGGCUGGUCCACUGGGAGGAUUUGUGGGGUACUGAAGGGACUUGGCUUCCUCUCCCCCUUCAGCUGAUUCUGGGAAAGCUAUGCCUUGCUAGGUGACUGUGGGGUUCCCACAGAUUCCUUCAUGGUUCUUAGUUGGAAGCAUGGAGAUCUAGUGGUAGGGGUUCCAUAGAUGAAAUUAGCAAUGAAAAUGCCCACACAGUGUGAAACUCACUAGUAGAAGGGUGGGGCUGGCAGGUGUUGUUGACGCUGAAGAAAAGGUAGGAAUUGGGGAGAAGGGAUGAAUAACAAUUACAUCCCCCCAGGACCCCAAGGACUGUUCUUCCUGCCCUUGGAGGGGGUAGACUGUACUUAAAGGAGCUGUUUCAGUUCUGCCCUGGUGCUGCUCUGCCAGCUUCUUCCAACCCUCCUUCCCCACUCCCUACCCCUCAUCCCUCACACUCAGCUCUCCAACCCCCACCCCCAGAAUGGACCCUCCAAAGUUUGCCAUCACAAGCCCACAAGCCAAGUAUGUCUCCUUAAAGAAUGGAGGAACCUUUCUUCUAUUUCUGGAGAGAACUGGGGCCUGCCAACCUGCUCUAGGACAGGCUCUGCCUCCAACUCCUGUGUGACCCACGGCGGGCAUUUCUUUUCCCUGACCUAGGUGUUUUGUCUGCGCCAUGAGCAGGCUGGACUCGACAAGCAGUUUUCAGAUUAUUACUUUUUUAGAUAUGGGAUUCUUUUUGUUAUACAAACUCUAUGUGCAGCCUCCAUACAGAAACUAGAUUAAAAGGCAGUCACUCCGGCAAUCCAUGGGUUAGGACUCUGCACUUUCACUGCUGCGGGCUUGGAUUCAACCCCUGGUCAGGAACUAAGAUCCUAUAACCCAUGCAGUGCAGCCAAAAAAUAAAGAAAAAAAAAAGAAGGUAGUCACUCUGGUUGCAGGGGGUGGUACUGAGGAACUCAAAAAAGAAACCCAUGUAAAUAGAUAUGUUUUUGUGUUGAAGUAUGAAGAAUAAAACUAAUUUGUAGAUCCUGUGAUUUCAUGGGCAUGAUAUCCAUAUAAAGUUAACUGUAGAAAUAAAUGUAAGGUUAAAAAAAUAGUCAAUUAAAAAGUAAUAGUAAUCCAGCUGGGACACAGAUAUGCCCCAAAUCAUGAAGCUGGUAGGUGAAUGAGGCUGGGGAAAUGUCCCAGUUCUAUCCAGAUACCCUCCCAGCUCUGACCUCCAGCAUUUCCCAAGAGGCAGCCACCAAGAGAAGCAGCAGAAAUGUCAACUCCCUUUUGCCCCUCGCAUUGAGCUCCACUUUCCCUCCAUGUCUGUGCUCCGGCCCCACCUGACUUCCAAUCUAGAGCAGUCCACGUGAUGGACAGGACAGGUGUGAACAAAAUGCCUCCUCCCUUCCAUCCCAGGGGGCCCUCUGCAGGCUGGGGCUCCACCCCCUACUUUCCCCUUGUUUGCUCCCUUCCACCCCCUUGGAUUUUCAUGUGCUCCCAGAACCUCCCCCACACCCAGCUGAAGUGAAGACUCAAGUGAAAGAGCAUCUCUGAAAAAAGUGAUCACAACUACUCCAGCCUGUGUCUCUCCCCAGGGUCUUGGUCAGGUAUUCUUAAAGCUGGAGUGUGCAAAGAAUGGGGAGAGGGCCCCCUGUAAGAGACUGUUCCACUUCUCUACUGGUGUCAGGUCUCACUGUGGUAAGAGGGAUUUAGGUUAGAUGGGGGAUGGUCAGGACACUUGCCAUUAACAAUGAGUCGAAAUCCUAUGGGGGUACCAUGUGGUACCAUGUGGCACUGAGGGGCCAGCAGAGGAAGAAUAAGGGUGUUGUGCAACCACUCCUGAAUAAAUACAGAUUCCCAAUGGAUUAAGGAGGACUGUCUAUAGUAUCAUAACUUCUCUUGGCAUAUUGUUUGAUAAGGAUGCUGUGAGUUCCUUGAGGAUGCGAACUGUCCUCUUCUUUGCACGUGUAACAUCUAGCAUUAAUAUAAGUAGCUGUUCGAGACACGCUUGUUGAAGGGAGGAGUGAAUCAACACAGACCACUUAGGCUCUGGGAUAUUGGGGGCAGGACGGGCAUGUGACAGCACUCAGUUGAAGGCUGCAGCCACCAGAUCUUCAGGGUCCCACUGGAGUCCUGGGAAAGCCCACCUCUGCCUCAGAGCUUCUGUAUCUAAAAGAGCGUGGAACCAGAGAAGCUCAGUGGA